This is a messenger RNA of Alligator mississippiensis (American alligator), 2484 nucleotides long. Its product is annotated as haptoglobin. Gene Ontology annotation, biological process: proteolysis; acute inflammatory response. Gene Ontology annotation, molecular function: serine-type endopeptidase activity. NCBI's taxonomy places the organism in Eukaryota, Metazoa, Chordata, Crocodylia, Alligatoridae. The transcript has 2 exons. The coding region runs from base 1407 to 2441 and encodes 344 amino acids. The record is from RefSeq and is a predicted model, not a curated record.
CCUGGCAAGGAGAUCCCUGAGCAGGAAGGACGGGGGCCCUGGCAUGGCAUCUGAGGGGCUCUCCUACUUUCCUGCUUCUGCUGCGAGGGGGGUGGGCAGGCCUGUGCCCUCUAUCCGGUGCCGACGGGCUGCGGGUCAGCACUUCCCCAGGCGCUGGUUCCGUGUGCGAACGGCUGCUCGUAGCGCAGGGGCCUGGUGGGAGCUCUGCCUGUUGCAGGCUGCGUCGGCCUGGUGGGCCUCAGCUGAACACGGACAGGCCAGGUCUGCUCCACCUGCGGUCAGCACAGGGCAGUUGGGUGAAGGGGGCUGGGAUGCAGCCCAUGCUCAGCUCCGCACAGCUGCUGUCGUGCUGCCCUUGGGGUGUGAGACGCCCCAGCCCCAGCAGGCUCCCACCCGGCUGUAGGCUCUGUCGUGGCCUUGACCAGGAGCUUGCUGUGGGCAAAGGAGCUGCCCUUUCCCUGCGCUACCUUGCCCAGUUCCCCAGCCCCCAGGCAUAACCACCUCUAGCCUGGUUUGAGCUGUGGUUGCUGCCUCUUUCAGCCUAUCCCAGCUGGCCUGGACUCCAUCUGCACUGGCCCAGGGCUCCUGGAGCUUGUUUCCACAUCCCUUCCUUGCUGCAAGCCCUGGAUCCACUGUCCUUUUUGCCGCCGGGUGAUCACUGGAGCCACAAGACCCCCGCCACACAAGGCCAGGGGUGCUGCACCAAGCCCCCAGCCCUAUUGGGCUGCAGGGAUGGUGCCACAGGGCAGAGGCGGAGGGAUGGGCCCUGGCACAGAGCACUGCGCCAAGGCUUCCUGGCAGCCCCUGUGCCAGGUGAGCCCUGCAGCUGCGGCAAAACAGCACCAGCUGCCCCAGACCGUUUGGCACCCAGUAGGGGAAGGGAUGGGAACAUCCUUGCGCUAUAGUUCCCAGAGCAGACAAAGGGAAGAGCACCUCCCCCCAUUCCCCUGUGCGGCCAAAAAUCACUCUUUUGCCAGUUCCCAAAAUGAGCACAGCACGUCCCGAUCUGAGCAAACGCCAGACUGGGGCCAGCUGAGCCGGGUGCAGGGGAACAAGGACAUGCCUAUUGCAGCCCCCUUGCCCCCGGCCUGGGACCCUGGGCUGGCAGUGGGGCAGGCUGGGCUGUGGGUGCCCCUGUCCUUAGCAAGCAGACAUCCUCUCCCAGGGCCCUCACUGACCCUGUGGUUCUACCAUGAGGAGACCACUCUGGAGGUGUUGAGGGUGGGCUCACCUCCGGGCCCUGCCAGCUGGGCACAGGGCUGAGCUACUGCACCCUUCCUGGACCUGCUGUGCAGCCAGGCGUGGUGGCAAGGGGCCUGGCCUGGUCAUGCUCCCAGCUCGGUGCAGAGGAGAGAUCUGAACCCAGGUUUCCCAACCAUCCCACCCCCCCGGGUCCCCUUUGCCCCAUGCAUCAAUUCCGGGCAGUGCCAGGGUGCUGCAAGCACCUGGGCAGCUGGCCACAUGUUUGUUUGUGGCUCACUGCUGGGAAGGUCACUGCCCGGGCAAGGCUGCAUUGGGGGAUAAAGGCAGCGUGGAGGGAGCCCCCCUGCACAGGCAGCCGCAGCAGCCAGAAGAACAGCAAGCCACAGCUAUGGGCGUGCGGGAAACCCAAGAACUCGCCGCAGCCGUUGCAGCGCAUCAUCGGUGGCCGUAUGUCCGGCAAGGGCCUGUUCCCGUGGCAGGGCCGGCUGGUGUCGCCACACAACCUCACGGCAGGGGCCACGCUCAUCAGUGACCAGUGGGUGCUGACCACAGCCAGGAACGUCUACCUGGGGCAAAACGCAUGCGCCAGCCCUGAGGACAUCGCCCCCACCCUGAAGCUCUUCCUGGGCAACAGGGGACAACUGCCCGCGGGCGCCGUGGAGCGUGUGGUGCUGCACCCCAACUUCAACUCCACCGACUGCAACGCCACCUCCCACUGCAACGCCACCUCCAACUGCAACGCCACCUCCAACUGCCACGCUGCCCCCGGCACCGGCACCGACCUGGCACUGCUCAAGCUGCAGCACCCAGCGCCGCUGGGGCCUGAGGUGCUGCCCAUCUGCCUGCCGCAAAAGGACUUUCUGGAGGUGGGGCGCGUGGGCUACGUGGCAGGCUGGGGCAGGGGCGCCACCCUGGCCUUCGCCGAGUGGCUGCGCUACAUCAUGGUGCCCGUGGCUGACACCAGCCUCUGCGCCAAGUACUACGCGGACGGUGGCCCCAUCGGCGUGGCGCCCGACCUGGGCCCCGACAGCUUCUGCGUGGGCAUGAGCAAGCUGCGUGAGGACACCUGCCACGGGGACGCCGGCGGCGCCUUCGCCGUGCACGACCCCGACGACGACACGUGGUAUGCGGCCGGCAUCCUCACCUACGACCGCACCUGCUCCGCCGCCAAGUACAGCGUCUACGCCAGCGUGCAGCACGCCCUGGCCUGGAUCCGCCAGACCAUGGACGAAUCCUAACCCCCCCACCCCCACAUCGACCAAUAAACCUUGUGCUCUGCCA